Venturia canescens is the source of this 1883-nucleotide messenger RNA. Its product is annotated as beta-1,3-glucan-binding protein-like. Lineage: Eukaryota; Metazoa; Arthropoda; Insecta; Hymenoptera; Ichneumonidae. Bases 279 to 1709 code for a protein of 476 amino acids. Gene Ontology annotation, biological process: carbohydrate metabolic process. The record is from RefSeq and is a predicted model, not a curated record. Gene Ontology annotation, molecular function: hydrolase activity, hydrolyzing O-glycosyl compounds; carbohydrate binding. The transcript has 8 exons.
CUCCCUGCACUCGCUUCUCGCAGUUUCUAUCAAUACCAGAUUCGCUUCGUGAUGCUUGCCUUGCGAAAAAGCUAAUACGUCAGUAGCGUUUCGUACGCACGGAAGUAAACUUUGGAUCAAAACAUUGGAAAACGGAUUGAAAUAAAAAACGAUUGGAAAAAUGACAAGUGUUGAAAAUAUAGCGCAAUGAAAUAACGACUUUGUGUUCCUUUGUACGAGUAAAUGUAAUUGUAAAAAGAUAAAAAAUUUUUUAAAUCGAGUGAAAAUUUUUGAAAAAAAUGAAAAAAGUUUGUGGAAUUUUUGUUCUCACGUGUUUUUUACUGGGUAAUUCGGCAUUCGGGAAAUACUCUCCACCACUAGCAACCGUCGAACCACUUUCACCGAAAGGAAUAAGAAUUUCAGUGCCAGACGAAGAUGGGAUCAGCCUGGUGGCUUUUCAUGUGAAAUUUAAUGAGGAUUUUGAGGGUCUUGAGGCUGGCACGAUUGCCAGAGACGUUGUGAGAGCUCGGAAUGGUCGAUGGACUUACCAGGAUCGCACGACGAGGCUACGUCUCGGAGAUAUCGUUUAUUACUGGGUUCACGUUGUCUGGGAUGGCCUCGCAUACAAUCUUUUGGAUCAACAGCAUCGAGUCACUGAAUUUUUCAACUCUGAGGACGGUGCGAAAAUAACUCCCGUCACAAGGGUUGACUCUGCGGAGAAUCAACCGUGUGCUCCAACAGAAACGAAACUCGUUGACCCAUCGACCGGAGAACGAAAAAAUAUUUGCUCCCGGCAGAUUUUGUUGGAUGAACAAUUUCAUCAUUUGAAUCAAUCGAUUUGGAGGGGGGUUGAAAAAUUCACUGGCUCACCGGAUUACGCGUUCGUGGUUUAUCGAAAAGACGAGAGAAAUAUAAAAUGCGUAGAUGGAAAUCUUCGAAUAACACCGACGCUCGUGCAGAAUGAAUACGGAGACGAUUUUAUACGUCAUGGAAACUUGACACUGGAAGGAUGCACGGAAGACGUUGGCAACGGAGAAUGCCAGCGCGAGGCCCGCGGACCUUACAUCUUGCCGCCAGUUUUUUCCGGCCAGAUAAACACGAAAAAAAGCUUCGCUUUUAUCUACGGAAUAAUAGAGAUUCGGGCUAGAUUGCCCCGUGGCGACUGGAUUUAUCCGUUCAUUAGUCUCGAAGCCCUCGACCAAUCGUCUCACCAAGACGCAGCGUCGACUCAUCCACAAUUAAGAAUCGCAUCGUCCAACGGUAAUUCGGUAUUGCUGGGUGGAGGAGGAACAAGUGGAAAAGAUUUUGGCGGUCGUGUGCUCUGCGCCGGUCCAACCCAAACGAAGUCACAAUCGACGGGCGAUUCCACCGGCAAAACUUCGAGCCUGCCGAGGAGAUACUCGAGCGAACUUUGGUCCAAAGAUUACCAUGUUUAUGAAGUAGAAUGGGGACGAGACAAAAUCCGAACGCGGGUUGACGGGAUUGAGUACGGUUCGGUGGACACGAAAUCACCUUUCGACAAACCGUUUUAUCUGACACUGGGACUUGCGGUUGGUGGUCACGACGAGUUUCCGGACUUGUCUACCAGCGGUGGCUACGCCAAGCCCUGGCGAAACGUCGGUGCCAAGGCUCUCUUCGAUUUUUUCAACGCAACUGAUCUCUGGUCAAGGACCUGGAACGACGAUUCGUCGGCACUGAAAAUUGAUUACGUCAAAAUUUCGGCUCUUUGAUUUUCCAAAGACUGGAGCGUGUUAAGUUUCAUUUAAAUCUAAAAAUGUGUAUUCCUCGUCGAUUUAGCAAGUAUGACUGCAAGUUUUUUUUUUCUAUCUUUGUCAAUAAAGAGUCGAGAGGUCGUGGACAAGCGAAAAAAAAAAAACAAAUAAAAAAAGCGAGAGCCCCGGAGA